Solanum lycopersicum (tomato) is the source of this 624-nucleotide messenger RNA. RefSeq names its product vascular-related unknown protein 2. The record is from RefSeq and is a predicted model, not a curated record. Lineage: Eukaryota; Viridiplantae; Streptophyta; Magnoliopsida; Solanales; Solanaceae.
UCUCCAAACUAUAUUAUAUUUCAAAUAGAGAGUAUGCAUUGAACCUUACAAUAUUUAAUCUCUUAUAUAUAAGCUUAUUUGAUCCAAAGGGAGAUAAUAGCUAACAAGAAACAAAAGAUGGCUGAGUUCAUUGAAGAUACAAAGAACAAGAAUGAAGAUCCAUCCAUAAGCAUUGUUUCUGAUGGAAAAUCUUCUAAUGAACCAUCAAAAGUUGACCAAGUAGUAGAAACACAAGCAGAAAAUAGUACACAAAAUCAAGAAAAAGAAAAUAUUAUUGCUCAACAAGGUCAAGAAGUAGAUAAAUCUAAAGAAAAUUCUCAAAAACAAGAACAAGAACAAACCGAAGAAGAAGAAGAGGAGGAGGAAAAUGCUAAUGAAGAGGACAGAGCAAAUUUUUCAACACGUCCAGGAAAAAGAUCAGCUCCUAAACCUAAGACUGGUUGAGAUUAAUUAUUUCAAUAUUGUGAUAAUUAUUUCAACAAGCCUAGCUAUUUUUUCUAGGGUUUUAUUUUGGUUUGUUCUUCUCAUUUUUAAUAUUGUAAUGUGUAAGGAAUAUUCUUCUUGUUUCUUUGUUUGUUUUUCUCUUCCUUUUUUUUUUUUAUAAAUAUGGUAAUGAUUAAUAUA